GCUCUUUCCCUUUCUGCUUUUGUGCCAGGGGUUGAGGCUGUGGUUUGGAUUAACGGCUGCUCCGCCAACGCAGUUUGUCCACUCUACUAUAAGAAGAGACAAAUCCUUCCUGCAUUAAUUUUUGACAUGAAAAAAGGGAUUCCCACUGAAUCAGGGGCACUCAUGGUUAAAAAUGCCAUACAUGAUCCAUUGAAGGAGGAGAACAGAGCCUCUCUGAUCCCCAUAGAAAAAGCCAACAGUCGUUUCCUUUUUGUGGCCUCAGAGGACGACCUCAGCUGGGACAGCAAGGCCUACAUGGAGCAGAUGGUGGAGAGACUGAAGCAUCAUGGGAAGAACAACUUUGAGACUCUGAGUUACCCUGGAGCUGGGCACCUUUUAGAUGCCCCUUAUGGACCGUUCUGUCCCUCCGGUGUUCAUCCAGUAAUGCCCAAACCAGCCCUGUGGGGGGGUGAGCCUCGAGCUCACGCUGCAGCUGAAGUCCACCUGUGGAAGAAGAUCCAAGAGUUUUUCAAAACUCACCUGAGCUGUGAUGAUGUUCAGAAUAAACCCAAGUUAUAGAUUCAAACAGGAUGAUAUGUAACAGUAGAAUAGAGAAACUGACUGAAUGUUUAUGUAAUGUUGUUUUUUUGACAUAAAUGCAUUUUACA
This is a messenger RNA of Austrofundulus limnaeus, 647 nucleotides long. RefSeq names its product putative acyl-coenzyme A thioesterase 6. The record is from RefSeq and is a predicted model, not a curated record. Gene Ontology annotation, molecular function: fatty acyl-CoA hydrolase activity. Lineage: Eukaryota; Metazoa; Chordata; Actinopteri; Cyprinodontiformes; Rivulidae. Gene Ontology annotation, biological process: fatty acid metabolic process; acyl-CoA metabolic process.